This is a messenger RNA of Rotaria sp. Silwood2, 612 nucleotides long. The record is from the annotation of a GenBank genome assembly. NCBI's taxonomy places the organism in Eukaryota, Metazoa, Rotifera, Eurotatoria, Philodinida, Philodinidae.
AUGGCAGGCUAUUCGACAACAACAGCUGCACUGAGUUGGUUUAUUCAUUUGAUGAGUAUACAUCCUGAAGUGCAGAACAAAGUCAAGAAAGAAUUGGCUCAGUAUAAUAUGCAAUCGCUCUCCGUCGAACAACUCGAUUCCUUCAGCUAUUUGGAUUGUGUUCUUCGUGAAGUAUUUCGCUUUGUACCACCUAAUUUCGGCAUACUACGCACACUUACUGUCGAUGAUCGAUUGCCAUCGACGGGAGCUGAAUUGAGAAAAGGCGAUCUCGUGCUCAUUGCCAUCCAUAACCUGGGACGAGAUAGACGUUAUUGGCUAGGACCAGUUGAUCCUGAUCAGUUUUAUCCUGAACGAUUCCUAGUAGAAGAUAACGAUAUCAAUAAUAACAAAGCAGCAUCCAUUCCAUUUGGUGGUGGUCAUCGCCAAUGUAUUGGUCAAGAUUUGGCUCGAUUGAAGGUGAAGGCUAUUUGUGCUCGACUCAUGCAACGUGUGACAUUCGGUGAUGGUGGACCGAAAGUCAAUUCCGGGGAAUAUGCCGGCGAUGGUGGAGAUGCAAUCAUACCCAAACGGAUGGGUGUCACAAUCACAUUCGACUCUGAUGAUGACACCUAA